This is a messenger RNA of Strigops habroptila (Kakapo), 1204 nucleotides long. RefSeq names its product transmembrane protein 179B (gene TMEM179B). The coding region runs from base 201 to 854 and encodes 217 amino acids. The record is from RefSeq and is a predicted model, not a curated record. NCBI's taxonomy places the organism in Eukaryota, Metazoa, Chordata, Aves, Psittaciformes, Psittacidae. The transcript has 5 exons.
AAGUGGGUGGGUGGGUGGGUGGAUGGAUGGAUGAAGGGAUGAGCAGACUGAGGGGGAAAGGAGCCACGGUGCUUGGCAACGCCAGCAACUGCACCAGGACAUGCCAGGACGAGCUGGGAUGAGCCCGUCCCUGAGCCGUGGGGCAGAGGAGGAUGGGCUGAGUGCGGAAAGGGGAGGGACAGACAGACAGAUGGGUGAAGAUGGCUGUGUCCACCCUGCAACUGGUAGAACUUGUCCUCCACGGAGCCGCCUUCCUCUGCGGGAUUGCCUGCGCAUCGGCCCUCACUGUGGCGCAGGGGGAGUUCGGCGGCUGGUGCAUCCUCUAUGGCACAGUGAGCUGGAAUGGGACCGUGUUGGUGCCCAAGCCUUCCAGCCACCUCUCCCUCUGCUAUUUUAUCUCCGGUGUCUCCAUCGUGGUAGCCCUUUACUGCUUCUCGUCGCUCCUCUACGGCAUCUUCGGCUGCUGCACCGGCGAGUCCCAGUGGGACCGCUCCUGGCUCCGCGUCACCUUGGUUGUUACCAUUAUCAUCCUCUUCUUCCUCCUCAUCUCAGCCUGCAUUCUCCGUGUGGGGAUGGAUGUUUUCUGCGCAUCCAUCAUGGAGACCAAGAGGGUAUCCAGCUGCCGGGAUGCCCAACAUGAGUCAUGGGCAUCCUACAGCCCUGUCCACUUCUACAGCAACCUCAGCAGUGCACAGUCCUCGGCCUGGGUGACCGUGUUCCUCUGGUGCCUGCUGACUGCCCGGCUGCUGGUGCAGCGGCGCCAGGAGCCCCGGAUCCUGCUGCUGCGGCACAACGACCCCGAGUGCAGUGCUGAGGCAGAGGCCACUUUUGGGGGAAACUUGAUACGGCCCUGAAGGAAAUGGCUGAUGGGGGGUUGGGUUGGUGUUUGGGUGGGUGAUGUUGGGGUGGGUGAUGUUGGGUGGUUUGUUGUUGGAUGGAUGGUGGUGGGUGGUGUUGGGGUGGGUGGUGUUGGGGUGGGUGGUGUUGGGUGGUGUGGGGUUGGUUGUUAUUGGUUGGGUGGUGGUGGGUUGGGUGGUGGUGGGUUGGUCGCCUUCAUUGAGACUGUUUUAGAGGCUGAGCUUUGUUAUUAAAGACAAGGGUGUCUGGUAGAUGAGGCUGUGCCUGAACCUGAGUGCUUGGGGCUGCAGGAAGAAGAGGAAGAGGAGGAACACCAGGUGGGGGGGUCCCCAUGAGCAAGAUGAGG